Lolium rigidum is the source of this 4496-nucleotide messenger RNA. RefSeq names its product probable LRR receptor-like serine/threonine-protein kinase At3g47570. Gene Ontology annotation, cellular component: plasma membrane. Gene Ontology annotation, molecular function: protein kinase activity; protein binding; ATP binding. Gene Ontology annotation, biological process: protein phosphorylation; hormone-mediated signaling pathway. The record is from RefSeq and is a predicted model, not a curated record. The coding region runs from base 667 to 3978 and encodes 1103 amino acids. The transcript has 2 exons. Lineage: Eukaryota; Viridiplantae; Streptophyta; Magnoliopsida; Poales; Poaceae.
ACGAGCGCUGCCGCGGCGCCGCCCCAGGGUGAAACGUCAGGGUCGUCAGAGGGUUCGCUCGAUCCGCUCUUCCUCGAUUUCGAAUUUUCGAUCUUGCGAUUAAUUAAGGGAUGGCUUUGUACUAGGAUUCUAGGAGUCAUUCAUCCUCUUCCUGCAUUAUUGCUUUUGCCAACCGUUCAACUCGCUUAUCAAUUUGUAGUGAAAUACGCAAUUUACAGGCCACAAAGUUUAUGUCUGUCAGUAGAUCAGCACCAAUCAAUCAAUAUUAACAUGCAGCAGUAAGCUAGUUUUGGAGGCUUUGGUACCAAGUCAAAGGAACUUAAUUAGCAUUGUAUUGUCUACUUUCUCUCCUCUCAGCAAAAAACUCUAGCUGUUGGACCAGCGUCACCAGGUUGAAAGCUUCUAGGCACAAUAUACAGACUUUGGUAGGUGUGGCUACUUUAUAUUCCUUGUUUUUACCAUUACAUUAUUUGGUAGGUGUGGCUAGUACUAGUUUGUAAUCCUUGUUUUACCAAUUCUGCACUAGUACUAUAUUUGACCCGCAACCUUGGCCUGCCCAGCUAAACAAUAAAAAGGGGGUUGAAAUUCUGUGUAAAGCAGCAUAUUCAUUGAACAAGCUCAUUGUAUAUAUGACUGGUUAGAUGAGGAGAACAUACGAGCAGCCCAAUGGCCUCUCCUUGCAUUCCCGUCGUCGUGCUACUUGCACUAUCGGCCAUCUAUGUGCUAGCCGUAGUACCUAGUGUUGGCUGCUCUUCUCUGGGUCAGACCAGCAACAAUGGCAGCGACACUGAUCUUGCCUCACUGCUGGCUUUCAAAGCCCACCUCUCCGACCCGCAAAGUGUCCUUGCGAACAACUGGACAACCGGCACAACUUUCUGCCACUGGGUUGGCGUCUCGUGCAGCCGGCGCAGGCAGCGUGUCACGGCUAUUGAGCUGCCGGACUUGCCCCUUGAUGGAUCCCUUGCUCCUCACAUCGGUAACCUCUCCUUUCUCUCCAUCAUCAACCUCACCAGCACCGUCCUGACUGGCUCCAUACCAGAUGAUUUGGGAAGAUUGCAUCGCCUCAAAUUGCUUGACCUUAGCUUCAAUGGUUUCUCAGGUAGCAUCCCACCCACCAUAGGAAAUCUCUCGAGUCUCCAAGUCCUUGUCCUAAACGUAAACCAUCUUUCGGGUUCAAUCCCAGUAGAGCUACGAAACUUGCACAACCUUGGCUCCAUAAAUCUCCGGACAAAUUACCUCAGUGGCUCAAUACCGACCGAUCUAUUCAACAAUACCACUAUGUUAACGUAUCUAUCCUUCGGCAAUAACAGCUUGUCAGGGCCGAUACCAUAUUCCAUUUCCUUGUUGCCAGUUUUGGAGUUUCUUGACCUGCAGUUCAAUCAUCUCGCUGGCCCAUUGCCUCCGGCUAUCUUCAACAUGUCUAAACUCCAUUCAAUAUAUGUCACCAACAACUAUAACUUAACUGGCAAUAUCCCUGACAAUGGAAGUUUUACUCUUCCGAUGCUGCAAAUAAUCAGCUUGGGAAAUAACAGAUUCACUGGUCAGAUUCCGUUGGGGCUCACAUCUUGUCAGGACAUCAGAGCUAUAUCCAUGCCUGGCAACUUGUUUGAAGGUGUUGUGCCGACAUGGCUGGGCAAGUUGACUCGUCUAUCUUACAUUUUCUUGGGUGAGAAUAACCUAGUUGGCCCAAUUCCUGCUGCACUUGGCAACCUCACUUUGCUACGUGGAUUGAGCCUGCCAUGGUGCGAGCUGACGGGACCCAUUCCGGGAAAUUUUGGACAGCUGGGUCAACUAUCGUCUCUUCAUCUCGGAGACAAUCAACUAACAGGACACAUUCCUGCUUCUCUCGGUAAUCUUUCCAAGUUAUCACUUGUAGUGUUGAAGAGAAACAUGCUGGCUGGAUCACUACCUUCAACAAUUGGUGACAUGAAUUCUUUGGUGAAAGUUGAUUUUUCAGAGAACCGCCUACAGGGGGAUCUCAGCUUCUUGUCAAUUUUAUCCAACUGUAGAAAGCUCAGGUAUCUUAAAAUCUCGUUCAACAAUUUCACUGGUCGCCUCCCUAACUAUAUAGGGAAUCUGUCAAGUCAGCUGGAAACUUUAGCUGCACAUGAGACCAAUUUAGUUGGUGAACUUCCGGCUACGAUUUUGAAUUUAACUAGUCUUAGAGUGCUAGACCUUUCGAAAAACCAGCUGUCUGGUGCAAUUCCAAAUUCAAUCAUGAUGAUGGAGAAUAUGCAAUUUCUUAGCCUCCACCAGAAUGCCUUGUCUGGCCCAAUCCCACCACAGACUGCAUUGCUAAAGAACCUAAUAAAAUUGCACCUCGGUUACAACCAUUUAUCUGGCCCCAUACCAGAGGACAUAGGCAAUCAUACCAAAUUAGAACAAAUUGGACUUUCUUAUAACCAGUUAUCGUCUUCUAUACCUCCAAGUUUAUGUCAUCUUGGUGGCCUCCUUUGGCUAGAUUUAUCUCAUAACUUCCUCAACGGUACAUUACCAGCUGAUAUUGGCUAUCUAAAACAAACUUACUACAUGGAUCUCUCUGCCAACCGCUUCAGGAGUAGCCUCCCUGAUUCAAUUGGUAAACUUAUCAUGUUAAUCAAUUUGAACCUGUCACACAACUCAUUCUAUAACCAAAUUCCAGGUUCUUUUGACAAGCUAGCCAUCUUACAAGCUUUGGACCUAUCCCAUAACAAUCUCUCAGGUUCCAUCCCAAAGUACCUGUCCAGUUUUACCAUCCUGUCUACAUUGAACUUGUCUUUCAAUAACCUACAAGGUCCGAUACCGGAAGGAGGCAUCUUCUCAAACAUCAGCCUGCGGUCCUUGAUGGGGAAUUCAGGGCUUUGUGGCGCUUCAAGUUUAGGAUUUCCAUCAUGUUUGGGUAACUCUCCCAGAACCAGCAGUCACAUCCUCAAGUUUUUGCUCCCUGCUAUCAUUGUAGCAAUGGGAGGUGUCGCAUCCUACAUAUUUGUAGUACUAAGAAAGAAAGUUAGGAAUCAACAAGGAGUGACGGUUCCUGCUGGGAUGGUUGACUUCGUAAACCAUCAAUUAGUCUCCUACCACGAGCUUGCUCGUGCGACUGAUAAUUUCAGUGAGAGUAACCUCUUGGGGGCCGGGAGCUUUGGAAAAGUUUUCAAGGGCCAACUGAGCAAUGGUUUGGUGGUAGCAGUAAAAGUUUUGGACCUGCAGGCCGAACAUGCCACUAUGAGCUUUGAUGUUGAGUGCCGUGUGAUGCGCAUGGCGCGACACCGCAACUUGAUGAGGAUUCUCAACACCUGCUCCAACCUUGAAUUCAGAGCACUUGUGCUUCAGUACAUGCCCAAUGGCAGCCUAGAGACGCUCCUACACUACUCUGAGGGCAGAAGGCACUUGGGAUUCCUCGAGAGGCUGGGUAUCAUGCUUGACGUGUCGAUGGCAAUGGCGUAUCUGCACCAUGAGCACUAUGAGGUUGUAUUGCACUGCGACUUGAAGCCCAGCAACGUGCUGUUUGAUGAGGACAUGACGGCACAUGUUGCGGACUUUGGUAUCUCAAGGCUGCUAUUAGGUGAUGACAGCUCCAUGAUCUCUGCGAGCAUGCCUGGAACGGUCGGGUACAUGGCACCAGAGUACGGAUCCCUUGGAAAAGCAUCGCGAAAGAGCGACGUGUUCAGCUAUGGAAUCAUGCUUCUGGAAGUACUCACAGGAAGGAGACCCACGGAUGCUUUGUUUGUCGGAGGACUGAGCCUUCGGCGGUGGGUUGAUCAGGCGUUUCCUAUGGAGCUAGUCCAGGUGGUGGAUGGCCAGCUUCUGCCGCUGCAAGGCUCUUCUUCAUGCCGCAGCUCAGGCGAUGGUUUUCUUGUGCGAUUAUUUGAGGUGGGUUUGCUGUGCUCUAGCGACUUGCCAGACCUGAGGAUGACGAUGAGCGAAGUGGUCGUGAGUCUCGGGAAGAUAAAACAUGACUAUGUCAAAUGGACAGCAGAGAAUCGGCGAGUCUCUGCCUGAAAAAGGUGUAACAAAAAGAGGCAGAAUGGUGGGAAAUGCCUGGGGCGCCGUUGGGAACAGAGUUGUUUCGACGAAGCUCAUUGCUGCGACAGGCCUUCUGAUCUUCUCUCCGUUCCUUUGUGGGCCCUGGCUGGAUGCAGCGGCGUGUCUCCCCUUCUUGAGUGGAAGCUGCAUAUAUAGGCGAGGUCUGAAGUUUUUUCUCUGUUCGUUUCUGUUUUAUAGCAGAUUCGUGUCAAAGCAAGCCAUGUAUACUGUGACAUUGUCCUGCUAUCAGUAUAUCAAAAUCACUCUCUUUUCAGCUGUAAUUUGUGCGAAUCUUUGUUUUCCCAAGGCGAUUACUGGAGUUGUUCAGAUGUCAUAUCUGAAUAUAUUUUUUUUCCCCGUUUGUGUUCUUUCUGUUCUGGUAGACUUGUGUGCAAUUCUGCUAAAGCAAGCUCCCCCUGUCACAAUCACUCUUUCUUGAAUUCGUAGUCUGUACCCUGUAAACAUAAUUUAGCUUGGGCGAUCGUACACUUGUA